CGGCACUAGAAGGCAAUGCCAAACAAACCCCAACGGUUUUUGGGAUCUCUCGAAUUUCAGCAUGUGUCUCCCCCUGGGUUUUGCGCUGACCUUGAAGAAGAAGCGUUACAUGGAUCCGGAAGUUAUGCCUCUGUGACUAUUCUAAUGUAUCACGUGGACGUGACUAUCACAUCCGCAUCUGCCGGACUCGCCGAAGUGGGCGAAUUUCGAUCGGAUCUAAAUCGGAUUCCUUUCUUCGUUUCUCUCACUACCUGCUUAUCAAUAUACCAAGCUUACCAGUCCUUGACUCAGGACUGCUUCAAGUCGGUGCCGGUUGCCCUGUUUCUCGUUCCGCAGAACAUAAAUAAAAGGCUCCAAACUUAUCUAUCCAAACUUUACACUUGAAAACUUCAAGAACCUCAACUGCAAACAGAUUACUUCGCAGAUCAUAAAAUGCCCGGAAUCGUUCCUGCUGGAAGCAAGGUGCUAGUAACUGGUGCGAAUGGAUUCAUCGCAGCCUGGGUCGUCCGUACGUUGCUGGAAAAAGGGUACGCUGUUCGAGGGACCGUCCGAUCUGAAGAGAAAGGCGAGCCCUUAAAGAAAAUAUUUGCUGAUUACAAGGACAAGUUCGAGAUCGUUGUCGUCGAGGAUAUUACUAAGGAAGGGGCCUUCGACGAAGCUGUCAAAGGCGUUGACGCUAUCGAACAUACUGCGUCGCCGUUCCAUUUCAAGGCUGAUGAUCCACAGGAACUUAUCGGACCUGCCGUGAACGGAACCCGCAGCAUCCUCAAGAGUGCGCUUAACGAAUCCUCCAUCCGGCGUAUCAUCGUGACUUCUUCUACCGCUGCCAUCAUUGCCACCCUUCCUGAGCCAAAGGUCUUUUCGGAGCUUGAUUGGAACGAGCAGGCGAUAGAAGAAGUCAAAAAGCAAGGGAAGAAUGCGAGUCAAGCAGCCAAGUAUAGGGCUAGUAAGACGUUGGCUGAGAAAGCUGCCUGGGAAUUCUACGAAGCCAGCAACACAAACCGAUCUUGGGACCUUGUCGUUUUGAAUCCACCAUAUGUCUUCGGUCCAGUCAUCCACGACGUCUCCUCACCCUCCGCACUAGGAACCUCCGCCGGCGACUGGUACAACUCUGUAGUCCGUCCGGAUAUGGGCGGCAAGACAUUGGAGGUCAUCACUACCAUCGGAGGUGGAUGGGUUGACGUCCGAGAUAUCGCUCUCGCACAUGUAUUAGCCUUGCAGAAGAAUGAGGCAGGUGGCCAGAGGUUAUUGAUAAGUAAAGGAGAAUUUGUGUAUCAGGAUUUCAUCGACGCAGCGAACGCACUCUCGCCGUCUCCUAUCCCUUCGCACACUGAUUUGCCGAAAGGAAAGCCAGGUGCAGGGAAAGAUUUCGUGCCGAAGAUCGUUUACGACCCAAGCAAGGCUUCAAAGAUACUUGGCCCGGAGCUGGUGUAUCACACCAUAGAGGAAACUACGAGGGACAUAUUGGCAGACUUUGAGAAACGCGGGUGGUAGGUUUCCGCGGACGUUAGGCGGAAAUUGGCCAUGGAAUGAAUCCAUUCAUAACAUCAAAAGAAAUAUAAAUGUACAAGUUGAUCACAAAAAUAGUGUACUAUACAAAUACAAAGAAAUUCUUACUUA
Lentinula edodes (shiitake mushroom) is the source of this 1620-nucleotide messenger RNA. RefSeq lists its product as uncharacterized. The record is from RefSeq and is a predicted model, not a curated record. Lineage: Eukaryota; Fungi; Basidiomycota; Agaricomycetes; Agaricales; Omphalotaceae. The transcript is spliced from 6 exons. Gene Ontology annotation, biological process: methylation. Bases 433 to 1494 code for a protein of 353 amino acids. Gene Ontology annotation, molecular function: oxidoreductase activity, acting on the CH-OH group of donors, NAD or NADP as acceptor; methyltransferase activity; nucleic acid binding.